AUGAAACACAGAUUUUUUACACGGAUUCUCUUAUUCACUCUGCUAAUAUCGCUACUUGCGGGGUUCUCCCCGAUACUUGCCGAUUCACACCUACAGCGCGGCGGCACCCUAAUAUUCGGUCGCGGCGGCGACUCUGUGGGAUUAGAUCCAGCCCUUGAGGAAGAUGGAGAAUCCUUCAAAGUUUGCGAUAAUAUCUACGAUACGCUCGUCCAAUACAAAGAUGAAAGCACUGAACUUGAAGCAGGCCUCGCUACAAAUUGGGAAAGUUCAGAAGAUGGUUUGAUAUGGACAUUUCACCUUCGGAAAGGUGUAACUUUCCAUGACGGAACCCCUUUCAAUGCCGAAGCCGUGCUCUUUUCCCUUAACCGACAGCACGAUGAUACACAUCCGUUCCAUAAAAUUGGCGGCAGCUAUAUUUACUGGAUAGCAACUGGCUUGUCAGAGAUUGUGGACAAAAUUAUCGCCGUUGAUGACUUUACCGUUCAAAUUCACCUUAAAACGGCUUAUGCCCCUUUUAUUUAUACGAUUGCAAUAACCCCUUUCUCCAUUGUUAGCCCUACAGCAGUGAAAAAAUGGGGCAAUGAGUUUUUCAAUAAUCCAGUGGGUACAGGUCCCUUUAAGUUUGUGCAGUGGGAUCGAAACGAUAAGAUUGUGCUCGAGGCAAACGACACUUAUUGGGGCGGACCUCCUAUGUUAGAUAGAGUCAUCCUUCGCUCUAUUCCUGAUAACUCGGUGCGGCUUAUUGAGCUUCAGCAGGGCAGCAUCCACGCGAUGGAGUUCCCAAAUCCGGAUGAUUUGCAACAGAUUCGAGAUGAUGAAACGCUUGAAUUGUUAUCGCAACCCGGCAUGAGCAUCGGCUACUUGGCGAUGAACAUGGACAAACCCCCUUUCGACAAUCUCAAAGUACGACUCGCAAUCAACCACGCUAUCAACAAACCAGCAAUUAUUGAACACCUGUAUCAAGGUUUGGGAAUCCCAGCCAAGAACCCGAUUCCCCCCACACUCUGGAGUUACGACGAUACGAUUGAGGAUUACGCUUACGACCCAGAACUGGCGAAGAAACUUCUCACUGAAGCAGGAUACCCCGAUGGGUUUGAGACAACGCUCUGGGCAUUACCCGUCCCACGUCCGUAUAUUCCUGAUGGACGCGCCCUUGCAGAAGUUCUCCAAUCCGAACUCCGAAAUGUUGGAAUUGAGACAAAAGUCGUGACCUUUGACUGGGGCACCUAUCUUGAAAAAACAAAAAAUGGGGAGCAUGAUAUUGCCAUGUUAGGAUGGAGUGCCGACCUCGGUGACCCAGAUAACUUCCUCUACUUUCUUCUCAGUAAGUCGUCAGCGGAGAAGCCCGCUGGAAAUAUCGCAUUUUAUCGAAGUGAUGAAAUGCAAUCUGUUUUAGAGCAGGCGAGAGCAACCUCGGAUCGGGAAAAGCGAGUUUCGCUCUACCAAGAAGCACAGCGGAUCUUCCACGAAGAUAUGCCGUGGGUCCCAUUGGCGCAUGCAAAACAGAUCUUAGUCAUUAAUAAAAUGAUAAAAAAUCUCAAACUUCAACCAUUAAAUUGGAAAUACUUCCGCCAAAUUUGGAUCGAAAAGCCGAGAAACCCGCACUGA
Molecule: messenger RNA, 1608 nt
Organism: Geodia barretti
Lineage: Eukaryota; Metazoa; Porifera; Demospongiae; Tetractinellida; Geodiidae
Source: the annotation of a GenBank genome assembly